AUGCUGCGGCGGGCAGCGGUUAGACCGUUACAGAGUGCUUUGGCGAUACGGACACGAACGGCUUCGGCGCCAGUAGGAUGUCAGUUGGCUUAUUUACAGCGACGCUUCCUCGCCGAUAAGAAACCUACUACUUCGACCACUCCUCCAACCGUCGUCCUCCCCGGCAGCUCAUCAACCGUCAAAGAUGCUCCCCCGGUUCCUAAACUCGAAACUCCAGUUACACCUUCUCUAACCCCCAAACCUCCUUCACCAGAAGCCCAAGUCCCGUUAACUCCAGACCCGGCCAAAAUCCCCACCGCUGCUACAGCCCCACCACCCCCUCCUCCUCCACCACCACCACCAAAACAAACCCACCGUCUUCGUAAUACCUUCCUUACUCUCGUCUCUCUCACAUUACUAACCUACACCGGUGGCGUCUACUUCUCCCUUCAAAACGACAACUUCCACGACUUCUUCACCGAGUACAUCCCCUUGGGCGAAACCCUAGUUCUAGAAAUCCAAGACCGUCAAUUCCGUUCAAGAUUCCCUCAUGCGAAUCCAGGUACCAUCCCCAACCCGCCAAAUUACGCAUCAGUCACCAUUCCAACACGUAGCGGUGCAACAUGGAAACUCAGCGAGAAGGAGGAUCCGAGCAAAGCUCAAUUGGAUAGAGAUGGACCAUAUAAGAGUUCUAAGAAGGAUGAGGGGAUAAAAUCGGUUCAUCCCGAUGCUUCGGCUGCUGUUACUGUUAUUUCUGAAAAGGAUAUACCGGGCCCGAAGUCUGCAGGAAAUCAUCUGGAUAGUUCGAAGAAGAAGGCCGGAACUUCAUCACUUAGUUCUCCGGCUAUUAGUCCAGCAGCUGUUGAACAUCAUGAUCCGAUAAUGCACGAUUUGGUUAAGAUUAUAAACUCGGUUAUUGAAGUCAUCAAUACCUCUGACGCCAAGAAACACUUCGACGAUGCGAUUGUCUCCGCGAAGGAGGAAGUUAAGAAUGUCAACGAAAAGAUUCAAGAACUUAAAGCUACCGCUCAGGCAUCGACUUCUUCUGGACUCGAGGCAUCAGAGGUUACUGAGAAACUCAAGGAGCAGGAAAUCGAAUUCACGAAGGUCGCUAGCGGUAUCGUGCAGACCAUGGAGGGCCAAUUGGCACAAGUUGAGAACAAAUGGCGAGAGGAAUUCGAAAAGGAACGAGACCUUCUCGCCGAAAGCUACAAACUCAAACUAGAGACUGAACUCAAGCGAUCCGACGACUUAUCUGAAGCUCGCCUCAAGAACGAACUCCUCGAACAAGCAUUGAAACUUAAGCGCCAGUGGAUCGCAGAGCUAAAGGACCGAGUGGAACAGGAGCGAGACGGACGACUUGGAAAACUUAAGCAAUUGGCCGAAGAAGUUGAAAAACUCGGUGAAGUGGCGGGUGUUUGGACCGAAACUCUCGAUGAGAACCUACGAACCCAGAAGAUGCAUGUCGCUUUGGAAGCCGUAAAGGCGUCGGUCAACAACCCUGACCAACCCCGUCCGUUCGUUAGGGAACUGGCAGCAUUGAAGGAAGUCUCAUCGGAAGAUGAGGUUGUAAAAGCGGCGAUUGCAUCAAUAAACCCCGUUGCCUACCAAAAGGGGGUUUCUUCACCAGCACAGAUAAUCGAUCGUUUCAGACGAGUGGCUGUUGAAGUUAGAAAAGCCAGUUUGGUACCUGAAGAUGCUGGUGUGUUCGGACACGCAUCGAGUUGGGUGGCUAGCAAGAUAUUGUUUACAAAGACCGGGUUGGCAACCAGUAAUGACGUCGAAGCUAUAUUAGCGAGGACGGAGACUUAUUUGCAGGAAGGAGAGUUGGAUAAGGCGGCUAGAGAGAUGAAUCAGUUGAAGGGAUGGGCGAAGACAUUGGCGGGAGAUUGGUUGAAGGACGUGAGGGUUUUGUUGGAGGUCAGACAAGCUGUUGAUGUUAUUGCGGCUCAAGCGCGUCUACAGAGUCUUAGGAGGGAAUAG
Molecule: messenger RNA, 1962 nt
Organism: Orbilia oligospora ATCC 24927
Lineage: Eukaryota; Fungi; Ascomycota; Orbiliomycetes; Orbiliales; Orbiliaceae
Exons: 3
Coding region: 1-1962 (653 amino acids)
Biological process (GO): cristae formation
Cellular component (GO): MICOS complex
Source: RefSeq, a predicted model, not a curated record